CAAGGCAGAGCAGAGCAGGAACAAGGGGUGGAAGUGGAAGGGAAAGGCGAAUUGCAGGCUGCCUCUGAGCCACAUUUCGGAUGGGAAGAGGAAGAGGAAGAGGGGAAGCCUGCCCUUGACAAAGCCAGCUGGAGGGGGGAGAGCCUGAAUCUGACAUGCUAAACACACUUCUGCACACACACCACAUUUGUCUGUGAUUUUUUUUCUUUUUUUCUCAAUUGAAGGAGCAGAUGGUUAGAGGGAGAGUAGGAUCCCCCCCCCCCAACAACACCCACCUCACACACACACACAAGCAUAGACAAGCGCACUUACUGACACACAAAACACCCGCUCACCAGCAGAAACACCAAUCCCGGCCAGAGGACUGUUGUUGACUGCAUGGAUCUGUCCUCACUUUGUUUGGGCUUUGAGAGGAGCGGCACAUCUUUGCCUUCCAAGGAGAGGAGGAAUACCCGCUGCAAGAUCACAGGACUGGAGGAGGAGACAACGGAGGAGUGGGGGUUGAGACUUGUGAAAAUCCUCUGUUAAAAAAAGCAGCUUUGGGAGGAAGACAAAGCACAGACUAAUACCAGAUAAUUACCUCCAUUGGACGAGCGGUGUCAUUUAGAGCGAGGGACGUCAUCGAAUUUGACGAGGGGACAACGCCGCACGCGCCAAGUACAGACAAGCCUUUCUGCAGGAAAUGUAAGUAUUUCCUGUUUCCAAGCAGCCCUUGUUGUUUUGGACAUUGUGACAGAGAGAGAUUCAGCUUUUCGCAGCAACAACUACUGAGUGGCACAUGGUACGAGGCAUCUGAAUAAGAAUCAGCUCUUGUCAACAAGAUUUCUUUGUUUCUCCUUCGCUCUCCUGUGAUGACAUCAUUCUCAGUGGAAUCCAGGAACAUAGGAGGUCUUCGCUCCCGGUCCAAACCCCAGUCUUAAAUCUCCCAAUCCUUACACAGAGUGGUUAAUCCUGAUUUGGGAAUGGUGGGCUCCCAGACUGCUGAGCCAAUAAAACUGCACCUCCCGAGGAUUUGUGGAAUCUGAGCAAAUCGGGAAAUCUUGAUAUUUGUCAUUUGAGGAGCUGACACAACCCAACAAAAGAGCGAUCCAGCUCAGAGGGGACUCGAUCCGGGCUCCGAGCAGAUCCAGUGUCCUCAGCCUCGGCCCACGAGCUCGGCUCCUCUCCAGCAUUCUCCUGACGGGGCCUGGAUUUGCUGCUGCUACUCUGGGAGUUCAAUUUCAUGCAACCAUCCCAAUGGUGUAACGGGUGCGUGUGUGGUUUGGGUUCUGAGCGCUCUGAACACUACUGCACCAUGACGUCUGAGAUCUAUCACCUCCCGCUCAACGUGUACGUCAUUGUGCUGGGCAUCGGCCUCUUCGUCUUCAUGCUCAGCCUCAUCUUCUGCUGCUACCUUUUCAGGUUGAAACAACAAGGAACCCGGGAGCAGUUCAGCUACAAUGAGGUGGUGCUCAAGGGUGCCAGCAAGAAACUGAGUCUUCUAGGACAAACCUGUGCGGUGUGUCUGGAGGAAUUCCGAACCAGAGAUGAACUUGGAGUGUGCCCAUGCUCACAUGCAUUUCACAAGAAGUGCCUGCUUAAGUGGCUGGAGAUCCGCAGCGUGUGCCCCAUGUGUAACAAACCCAUCCUCCGGCUGCACACAGACGCCCCCCAGGGUGCCGAGGGUCCGUUGGAUCCGGAGGAGGUUUGAGCGAGCUGGCAGAGCAGAGAGAGGACUCCUCACAGAAAACACGCACACACAAACACAACAGAUGAAGGGCAGUGGUCAUCUUAAAGACAUCUCACAAGAUAUGUUGAUAGUGAUCCCAAGUGGCUGCCCUGCAUAUGACCUUUGAGCAACAUGCCUGAUGGUAAUCGCAUCUUGACAGCACCAAAAUGAUUUGGACGGAUCAGUUAAGGAGCUGGAGGAUGAUCAAGAUAAAGAUAAAGAUAGAAGUAAUGCUCUUAGUUCUACAUUCAUAAUUGCACCGUUUACCAAAAAACAUGGUCAGGCAAGAGGAGCCACAAUAGAAAGCGGGAGAUCAUCGCCACCAGACGACUAGUGCAGCACUGCCAGAGACCAACAACAUUACAGGCAUCGAGAAGGACAGCAAGAUCAGUAUGGAUACCUCUAAUAUCUCAGGGGUGUUACCAAUACAGCCAGCACAAACCACGUCAGCCACCCUAUAGCCCUGUGCCACACAUGCAUCUUCAGUACUGCCGAUGUAGGGGAAAUGCUCCAGCUGUGAGAAGUUAGCCACGACGUCCAGCGGAAACCAAGAGCGGCGGGAUUACAACCACGGCGAGAUAAGUAGACGAUGUUGUUACAGAUUGUGUCCCAUGCUCUUUCCUUUUAGAAAGAGACUGAUAGAAAAGUAGUCUUGCCUGUAUGUAUUGUAUGUAAACAUGUCCCUAUAUAUUGUUAUUUUGUAUUUGUUGCUUUUAAAUAAAACGUCACGUGAUGUAUUGUAA
Messenger RNA from Pungitius pungitius (ninespine stickleback), 2451 nucleotides. RefSeq lists its product as uncharacterized. The coding region runs from base 1223 to 1690 and encodes 155 amino acids. The transcript is spliced from 6 exons. Lineage: Eukaryota; Metazoa; Chordata; Actinopteri; Perciformes; Gasterosteidae. Gene Ontology annotation, molecular function: zinc ion binding. The record is from RefSeq and is a predicted model, not a curated record.